This is a messenger RNA of Aspergillus affinis, 1713 nucleotides long. RefSeq lists its product as uncharacterized. Lineage: Eukaryota; Fungi; Ascomycota; Eurotiomycetes; Eurotiales; Aspergillaceae. The transcript is spliced from 7 exons. The record is from RefSeq and is a predicted model, not a curated record. The coding region runs from base 1 to 1713 and encodes 570 amino acids. Gene Ontology annotation, molecular function: oxidoreductase activity; FAD binding.
AUGGCAGCAAAUUCAGACCUCCACAUACUGAUCAUCGGCGCUGGAAUCACUGGCCUGCUUCUGGCACAAUCGCUCAAAAAGGCUGGGAUCCGCUACUCGAUCUUCGAGAAAGAAGUUACCCUGAAUUACCGCAGCAAUGAGUGGACCAUGGCCAUCCACUGGGCCCUGGAUCGUCUGCAGACCCUACUUCCCGAAGAGCGCUGUCGAGCCCUGAAUGACGUCUCCUGCAACCCUGCCAUUCCACUCGAUGCAGGUGGACGAUACCCAAUCAUCCACGGAGAGACGGGGAACAUUCUAGUCGCCGUUCCCUACGAAAAGGGACUGAGAGUUCCGCGCAGUGGAAUGCGCGCACUAUGUGCAGAGGGCAUAGACGUAGAAUACGGGAAGGAAUUAAUUGACGUUGCGUUUACCGAGAGAGGCGGCGUGGUGGCCAUUUUCGAAGACGGGAGCAUGGUAUCCGGAACCUUACUCAUAGGUGCAGAUGGUCCUCGAUCGACAGUACGGGAGUUCGCCAUGAAAAGUAUCGAGAAGGCGGCCGUGACCCGAUUUCCAAUCUUCCAUACCAAUAUGACCGCGUCCUAUGACGCUGAUAAAGCCCGGUUCUUGCGGCAGCGGUUCCCGACGAGCUAUCUGGCUUUGAGUGAACGAUCGUUUCACGCUUUUCAGUCUAACGGGCCGGAUAAUCCUGCCUCAUGGGUCUUUCAUCUCGCUAUGGCUUGGUUCAUCGAUGGAGACGAACCGUCGUCUUACGCCGAAAGACUACGUUUGAUCCGCCAGAGAGCCCAGACGUUAGCCGAGCCUGCUCGGUCCGCAUUCGUCUGGCUUCCAGAUGAUACGCGAGCCAAUAAAGCAGAGCUGAGUUUCUGGGUCAGCCAGCCGUGGGAUAACAGAGACGGGAGAAUCACUCUGGUUGGGGAUGCCGCGCAUCCAAUGCCUCCUUUCCGCGGACAGGGCUUGAAUCACUGCAUCUGUGACGUGUCGCAUCUUUUGGAAGGUAUCAAGAAUGUAGUUGAUGGCAAGUCGGCACUCAACGACGUAAUUACCGCCUAUGAGGCGGAAAUGAUUCCGCGUGGUAGGGAGGAGGUAACUUGCUCCGUCGAAAACGGGUAUAUGCUACAUGACUGGGAGAAAGUGCGACAGAGCGCAGUAUUUACGAAAGGCUUUAAGCCUAUGGAUAGACAUAACCAUGAGGGACAUGAGGGGAUGCAGCCGGGGGAUCGCUCAAUAGACAAAUGGUGUAGCACAAUUACAGCAACCUGGGAAUAUGCGCUGAAAGGGGCUGUUACUAUUCUCGGGCUCCGGGCUCCGGGGUUCUUGAAAAUUUAUAAAGUACACCUUCUUGCCUACCGCAAGAAAGGUAUGUCUGAAGAUGCCUACCAUGAGUACCUCAGCAUCCACCACGCCAUCGUGGUCAAGAAUCACAUCGCCAGAUUUGGAAUUGUCGGUUAUACAAUGACUCAUAAUACGUCCGAGACCAAAGUUAUGGCUGCACAGCUUCUCGGACCUGUACCUAGGGCUGACAGGCAAAUCGCUGAUUAUGACUGCGUGGUUCAGAUUAUGUUUCGUGACAUUCAAGAUUAUCUGAAAGCUAGGGAUGAUCCGUUCUUCAGGGAGGUGAUCGGUCCUGAUCAUGAGCAUUUUUCGGACACUGAGCGGACGAUGUUUUUGACUGGGUGGGUUGAGAAGUUAAUCGUUGAUGGAGUUAUCCUUUAG